AUGCCCCGCAGGGGCGGCCCCCCGCAGAAGCGCGCCAUCCCGCACGUCGCCAGGGUCCUCGCCGUCGCCAGCGGCAAGGGCGGCGUCGGCAAGAGCACCGUCGCAGUGAACCUCGCCUUCGCGCUCGCCAUGCACCGCGACCCCGCGCGCCCGGACGCCCGCCCGCGCGUCGGCAUCCUCGACCUCGACGUCUUCGGCCCGUCCGUCCCCACGCUCAUGGGCCUCGCCGCCGCCGAUGAGCCGCGCCUCACCCCAGCCGGCGCGCUCGUCCCCCUCGUGAACCACGGCCUGCCGUGCAUGUCCAUGGGCUUCCUCCUCCCGCGCGCGCCCGCGUCCGGCAGCAGCGCCGACACGCCCGUCGUCUGGCGCGGGCUGAUGGUCCAGAAGGCCGUGCAGCAGCUCCUGUUUGACGUCGACUGGCGCAGCGGCAGCGGCGACGGAGCAGGCAGCGGCCCCGGCCUCGACGUCCUCGUGCUGGACAUGCCGCCCGGCACGGGCGACGUGCCGCUCACGCUCGGCCAGCUCGUCAACGUCGACGGCGCCGUCAUCGUGUCCACCCCGCAGGACGUCGCGCUCGCCGACGUGCGCAAGGGCGUCGCCAUGUUCCAAAAAUUGUCCGUGCCCAUCACCGGCCUCCUGCUGAACCAGGCGCACUUCAUCUGCCCCACGUGCACGACGCCACACGCGCUGUUCGGCCCGCCCGAGGCGUUCCGCGCGGUCGCUGCGCGCGCGGGCGUGCCCGUGCUCGGCGAGCUCCCGCUCGUCCCCGGCGUGAGCGCGGGCAGCGACCGCGGCGUGCCGUUCGCGCUGCUCGGCGACGUCAACGCGGACGCGGGCGGCGCGCGGGAGUGGCGCGACACGAUGCGCGCGGUUGCCGCGCAAGUGUGGCGCACUCUGGCGUGA
This is a messenger RNA of Postia placenta MAD-698-R-SB12, 903 nucleotides long. RefSeq lists its product as hypothetical. Lineage: Eukaryota; Fungi; Basidiomycota; Agaricomycetes; Polyporales; Adustoporiaceae. The transcript has 5 exons. Gene Ontology annotation, cellular component: mitochondrion. Gene Ontology annotation, biological process: iron-sulfur cluster assembly; mitochondrial respiratory chain complex I assembly. Bases 1 to 903 code for a protein of 300 amino acids. The record is from RefSeq and is a predicted model, not a curated record. Gene Ontology annotation, molecular function: ATP-dependent FeS chaperone activity; 4 iron, 4 sulfur cluster binding; ATP binding.